UGAAGCAAUGAAGACUCUUCUCGCUUUAGAAAUACAGCAAUUUUACCUUCCAAAGCCUUUUUUAUGGGAUCUAAGAACCCCAACAAUCCUUCCCACAAUCAUAAAAAACCAGAGCCAAAACCAACCCUCAUCAACAUGGGAAUUGCAGGCCAACGCCAAAGGAUUUGCGAGCACACCACCAGCUACAGCGAAAGAAAACGCUGCCAACAAAAACUCAAAUAAGAACAAUAACAAUGACGACGAGCAAAUUCCCCAGGUAGUGUUUGAGAGGAUGAUAGCCAGAAUUUUGGUCUCUGUGGGAGUUCCUUUGGCCACGGGUCUCGCGUUACUUCACUUAUUUGGUAUAGCGAAAGAGCAAAAGUUGUGGGAUGUGCCACUAUGGCUGCCAUUCUUGACUACAUUCAUAACUUUUGGGGCAUCAACGCUUGGGAUUGCUUAUGGGACUUUGUCUGCGAGUUGGGACCCGGAGAAGAAGGGUUCUUUUCUGGGAUUGGAAGAAGCUCAACGCAAUUGGGUUGAAAUGUGGAAAGAGGAAAACGACGGGCAGUGGUGAAAGGUGAUUGCCGCUGAGGCCAGCCGAUUGGAUCAACAUCAGGCCAUUUUCCCUUUAGUUUGAGUAGUAAUUACGACUCUUUAAUGGAACAAAAAAGAAACAGUCCUCUACUUGUUUUCAUUGUCGAAUAAUAAAGAAAUACUUCUACUAUAUAUAUAUAUAUAUAUAUAUUUGGAUAAUUUUAAUAUUGAAUGUUUCUUUUCUUUUUUCGACAUAAGAAGUAUAAAUAUAGGAGAUAUUGGAAUUUUAUAUCUUAAUCCUUUUAAGGAUAAUACUAACCCUUAAUAUAAGAUUUGGGUUUAAUGCUAAUUGAAAUUCGUCUAAGUACAUUUUUUGAGAAGGUUUAUUUUUGGAGCAAAAGGGAAGGGUUAACCUUCUCUAUAUUUGCCUUUUAAGGGCAUUGCUCUCUCUUUAUAGUUCAUUACCCUGCGUUAACCAAAUGGAUUUGAUAGUGGCUAAUUUGAGAAAUGAUAGUGGCUAAUUUGAGAAAUGAAAAACGUAAUUUAAAUUUUAAACUCAUAAUUUUUUCAAAAAAAGACAUUGUAAUGAUUAUUUUUUAAAAUUUGAUAAUCUCAAAUUAAGAGUACAUUAAUUAAAACAAGUUUCAUUCGCUAGGUUUUUCGUUGUUGUAGAUUUUGUUUGACAAGACUAAUAUUUUGAAGUAAAUUAUAUAUCCUUAUCCUUAAAUUCGAAUUCAUUUCAAUGUAUGAUGAAAAAUCUUUCAUUAUAUUAUACAUGUUGUUAUAUUCACUAAACCUUUAAAAGCUUCAUAAUAAAAUGCAAUUAUGCAACAAAAUGCCGUAAAAGUCCUCCCCAUCAUGCAAUCAAAAGCAUCCUUCAAUUAAAAUUUGGGUAAUAGAAUAAUAACAGUUCUUUUUCUAGAGGCCGCACAGUAAUCUUGGUCCCCUCAUAUAUUUUGCUAAUUUCCUUUCUAUUAAUUAAUAGUACAAACCAUUGGAUUGACAAUUGUUAAAUUGAUUUAUUGACAAGUUCACAUCAUCUUAUUUCCGACUUUGACCAGCUGCCUGCGACUAUAUGCGUCGACAAAGAAUGAGUCAAGAUAAAGAUGAAAAUGCGGAUAGAGAUAAAAGCUUCCAUUUUCAAUCUUUCAUCACAAAACGUGUGGAAUUUGCUUGCUUUUUUUGUUUACAUUUUUGACGUCUGAACCAAUCAACACACGACUGACGAAAUCCGAUAAAUUGACAGUUGGACCCAAAAAAUAAAAAUAAAUGGACAGUUCGAGAAUAGUAGCACUAUUUUAGUAGUGCUAGAUAUAUUUGUUAAUUAACGCCCUAAUUUGAUUGGUCUCGUGGAUUUGCUAAUUAAAUAAUGCAAUUGGCUUCUUGAUUUUUAAACAAAAAAAGGCACAUUUGAAUAUUAAUUUAUUUACGUUGAUUAAAUUUUUAAAAGUUGAAAAUAAUUUUUUUUCAUAAACCGAUCUGAUCAAUAUCCUACCGAGUGGGUAAAUUAAAAAAAAAAAAUUGCAUUAGUUCAAUUUCUUUUAUAUUCCGUGCUACCUAAGGAGAAAGUGAUGAACUAAAUUUCCUUGUCAAAAUGGAAGUGUUUAAUUUAGAUUAAUCACAUCAUAAAAUUUCAAAAAAGAAGAAUAUUUCCCUAAAAACACACUGACAGGAAUUUAGGAUCCAUUACUUAAAAAAAAAAAAUUGUAGACCAAAAUAUUUGAUAGAUUCCAAAUUAAUCCACCGCAAAGUUCCAAGCUAAUUUCAACCUACCAUUGUGUACAAAAAAAAAAACAAAAAAAAAAAA
This is a messenger RNA of Durio zibethinus, 2320 nucleotides long. RefSeq lists its product as uncharacterized. The record is from RefSeq and is a predicted model, not a curated record. Lineage: Eukaryota; Viridiplantae; Streptophyta; Magnoliopsida; Malvales; Malvaceae.